AUGGAGCAACUCGCUCAGCUGGUGCGCGAGGUAGAGCGCGUAGUCACCGCGCCCUACGUACCCUCACUGCAGGGUCUUUAUGAACUAUUACAAAGCUGCUCUCCAUCGAUUGAAUCAUGGGCAUUGUGCAAGCCUUGCCAGGUCGGGCUCAUGGCCGAUGUUUUGGUAGACGCCUUACCGCGAUCGCGCGUCGCGGUGCCUUUGGUCUCGGCGUUCGCUUCCACUCGGGCCGUCCGAGAUGCAAUACUUGAGCGUCACCCAAUCGUUCUGGAUCAGUUUCUGGAAAAGACUGUCAAUGGAGAGUCCAAGUACUACUCGGCAUGCAUUGCCUUUUUCGCAUCACCGCUUCCAGAGGGCUUUGUCCCGCCGGCUCGCAUCGCGGCCUUUCUGUCCAAGCUGGUGAGCGUGAUGGUGGCAAAUCCCUGCGUGGACACCGUACAAUCAAUCCAUGCACUCAUCACCGGGUUAAAAGGCUCGCCGCAAGUCUUGAAUGAUGUUCCCUCUCAGAUCAUGUCCGAUCUUCAAUUGGAGUUUACUAAAACCCUACGUAACCUAGACGACCACAUGGGAAACCUGCUGUGCUUGUCCACCUUUGCCCAAAUCGCGACAGCGCGGCUGGCAGAACCGCAGAAUCAACACGGAUCAGAGCGCCAGUGGCUCCUCAACAUUAAACACUUCUUUGGUGCCAAGAGAGGUAUCAAGACACUCGAUUUGGUCGUCUUGCGGGUUAUCUUGGCGUGCUCCUCAAGCUGUAACUUGGGACCGCAAGACGCUGCUGCGAGUAUUCGGCUGGCGAUUGACAUUACUGAUGCUAUUGAGCCGGCGCAGAAGCAGGCAUGGAUAGCCGGUAACUCUGCCAAGGUUUCGAAGCUGUGUGAGAAGGCUGUCAAAGAUGGUCUGGAAAAUGGGAUUCAGAAAAUGGCUGUUGUUUUCUUGUAUUCUCUUCUUCCGGAACAGUCUUUAUCAUCCCAGCUACGGAGCCUGGGCCUCAGGACACUUCUAUCGAAAGAAAGUCAAGACACAUUGGAGUCGAUUUCCCCACGUCUCACCACGCGCCUUGCAAAGUCAUUAGCUACCACUGGGGAGCCUGCUACUCGUGAAGCCAUGGCUUUUGUGCUUGGUACUCUCAAAGGCAGCCAAUGGCAAGACCGAGAAACAAUUGCAGCACUACGCUUGGCGCAAAUCAUUCUGACAGGCUUACAAGAACUUGAUCCUGAGACGUUGAGCUUCAAUCUGAAUAGCUCAAUGAAAUCUCUCGGGCAAGUUGUUGGUGAGGCGGUGGAACACUUCCCCCGACAACCGAAUGAAGACCAAUGCAAGGAACUAGCUGUGUGCAGUUCUCAAGUGUGCAUCAUGCAGAACCAGCUAUUGUUGUCUCUACUAGGGCUCUACAAUGCCAUCUCCACCACAAAGGCUGGGGGCGACGUUAUCAUGAAAUCAUUCAUGGCUAAAGUGGAACAAUCAUUGCCCGAUCUUCGCUGCAAAUUCCUGACAGCAAACCCUUCAGGGUCCAGUGACCGCUAUGCCUUGCUUGGCAACGAAAAACCAUCGUCUACACACAUCGACCGCAAUUGGCGAGCUGGCUUUACCAGUGCAUUCAUGCAAGAUGCCCAAGUCCACCACGACAGCAUGAUGAAAAGGAUCGAAGAAACCUGCUUCGAUUUGGAACGACGCUGUGAAGAUGUAGAAGGGCCAUUGCGAGCCGUCGAAGAACAACGUGACCAAUACGCACUAGAAACCCGGUAUCUCAGAGAACGAACCGAGCAAAUGGCCAAGGAACUCCAAGAAAAGACCGAUGAAGUGGAAGCUGCACGCAGAACAUCAUCCGAGCACCUGACUGAAUUUGGCCAUGAGCACACACGCCUGGAACAAUUUCUUCAAGAUCAAUAUUCACACCGCGAUGAAUUGAUGGCUGAUAUCGAGGCUUUACGCGCGAAUCUCCGAGAGCAGCAGCAUGAUUCUGAGAGUGCCAUUGUUGCUGAGAGAGAGGCUGCACGAUCUAAAGAAUUAGAGAUGAUGGCUACUCUUACUGGGAAGGAUGAUCAAAUAGAGGAAUUGCAUGAAGAGCUGGGUGAUAUAAGAUCACGCCAUGACCAAGCAUGUCAAAGAGUUGCUCAGGGUUCUAAAGAGAAUGCUAAAGUCCGUGAGAUGAUGGAAUCAUUGGAGCUAGAACUUGCUGGGACGACGCAGAAGUUGGAGCAAGCCAGGACUCUCAACGUCCAGAAGGACGAUAUGAUCAAUGAACUUGUGGGCGUGUCUGCUCAGAAAGAUGACAGGAUUACCCAAAUUUCGGCCCAGGAGGAUGAUCUGCGACAGGAGUUGGAGUCUUUGAAAUCAACAUUGGCGCGACGAGUCGCAGAGUAUGAUAACCAGGAAUCUGCCUUGCGGCAAUCCGAGGCGAGAUUGAGGGGUGAUAUCGAUGCUCUUGCCCGGGAAGCGGAGAAUCAAGCUUCUCGGGCUUCCAAUGAGGUGGCAACACUGAGUGCAGAAAAGCAACGCCUACAGGCUGCCAUGCAGGCUGCCGCUCAGAAGGCUUCAAACGACGUCCAAGUGAAAACCAAACGCAUCCACCAUCUUGAAAGAAAGAUACAAGCUUUGCGAGAUGAGCGAGCAGCCAAAGCACGGGAAUUCUCAGAAGCCCAACAACAUAUCGGCCGGCUGAUGGGUGUGAUGGGCUUUUCCGCAAACGCGCCAGAAUCCACCAAGCAUCAACGAACGAGAUCAACCCCUUAUCAAACGCCAGCAGCAAGAUCCCCACAACCAAUCAGUGACGAUGAAGAUGAUGAAAACGAGAAUCAAUCCCGCCCAUCAUCUUCCCACUCAUUAUCUAUGGGUCCCACGCCAAAACGUCCACGAUCAAACCGUAAAUCCUCACCAUCAUAUCCCACCAAUCCUUCACCCGCGGCCGCUUCUCGAAAAAUCCCAUCUAGCGCGACGCGCUCCACUAGAAGUCCAUUAGCGGAUACCAAUUUCAAUGGGUCGCCUCAUAUACCGCCUACCAGUGGGUGGAAGCAUAGUCAGGUUGAUGCUGUACCAAGCACUCCUACUCAGGAGAAUGUGGAAGAGAAUCGGCUUCGGGGGUUGAAUCUUGAUAUGGAUCUGGAGUUCUCGAAGAAUUUCAUAUUCUCUGGUACUGAUUUUACGGAAUAG
Penicillium salamii is the source of this 3150-nucleotide messenger RNA. The record is from the annotation of a GenBank genome assembly. NCBI's taxonomy places the organism in Eukaryota, Fungi, Ascomycota, Eurotiomycetes, Eurotiales, Aspergillaceae.